This is a messenger RNA of Archocentrus centrarchus (flier cichlid), 3148 nucleotides long. RefSeq names its product bridging integrator 2a (gene bin2a). Gene Ontology annotation, biological process: podosome assembly; phagocytosis, engulfment; plasma membrane tubulation. Gene Ontology annotation, cellular component: plasma membrane; phagocytic cup; cytoplasm. The transcript is spliced from 13 exons. The coding region runs from base 215 to 1621 and encodes 468 amino acids. The record is from RefSeq and is a predicted model, not a curated record. NCBI's taxonomy places the organism in Eukaryota, Metazoa, Chordata, Actinopteri, Cichliformes, Cichlidae. Gene Ontology annotation, molecular function: protein binding; phospholipid binding.
UGUAGACUGAGGGUGGCUGAGACGUGGGAACGGCUGGUGGCUGUACUUGCUGCAGACUAAGGUGUGUCUGAUAAAUCUUUUACUCAGGAUACUGCAAACAAUUGGUUCCAAAGUUCAAGGACACAAAUAUACAGGAGAGAAGAGCGGAGCGGGAAAACCAGAAGAAGACGAUUAAAAGAGAAGCGUCAAGGAAUAAACACAGACAAGACAAAAUAUGGCAGACAAGUCAAGUCCGAAAGGCAAUUCUGGUGACUUUGCUAAAAAAGUCCAAAGACAGCUGAGCAGAGGCAAAGAAAAGGUACUGCAAAGGCUGGGAAAGUCAGCAGAGACUAGAGAUGAUCAAUUUGAACAUUACCUCCAACUUUUUAAUGACCAGCAGACUGAUGGGACCCGAAUAUACAAGGACUUGAGGAACUACAUUAAUGCAGUUAGAGACAUGCGUGAAGCUUCGAGACGCCUUUCCCAGUCCCUGUUUGAUGUUUAUGAAUCUGACUGGGCUGGAGAGGAAGAUUUAGGAGCCAUUGUAGAGGGGGAGGACCUCCUGUGGAAUGACUACGAGGUGAAGCUAUUAGACCAGUCCAUACGCACCAUGGAGUCCUAUGUGGGCCAAUUCCCUGAUGUCAGGGACAAAAUUGCCAAGAGGGGAAGAAAGCUGGUUGACUACGACUCUUCCCUUCGCUACCUAGAGGCACUGCAGACUGCAAAGAAGAGGGAUGAUAUCAAGAUAAACAAAGCAAAAGAAGAGAUGAAUACUGCCAAAACUAUCUAUGAGGGGAUCAAUAAUGAGCUGAAAGAGGAGCUCCCUGUUCUCUUUGACAGUCGUAUUGGAUGCUAUGUAGCCGUCUUCUCGGCUAUGGCAAAUUUACGAGACAUCUUCUAUAGGGAAAUGAGUACGCUCAAUAAUGAUCUACAAAAUGUGAUAAAAGAGCUGCAGGCUCAGCAUCCAGACAAAGCAUUUGCUGUGAAGGAUCUGUUGCGGUAUGGCUCACUAAAGAGACGAAGUCUGAUCUCUCCGAAGGCUUGGAAAACCAGCUUUUCUGAGGUUCACAGGAGCUUCACUCCUAGAACAGGGCAGCGGUUUAGUUUCAGAUCCCCAGAAAAACCUCGCCACAGCACUCUGUCCAGAGAAGGCAGCGUGAUCAGAGGCUCUUUAGCUGAGUCCAGGGAACUGGAUACAGGGUCAUACCGCAGUGAGGUCCACAGCCCUUCUGCACAGGACGAUGCUGGAGAGGGUGCAUCAGGAAGUCAGCUGAAGUCGGGAGACAACAGCAAUCAAGCUGAAGAUGAAAAGGGCUUGAAAGAAGAAGAGUCCAAGCCUCCUGCAGAAUCUGAAAAUAAAGGAGAUGGUAAAAAAGAUCUACCAAGUGCAAGCAGCUCUGAACUAAAUAACUCCUGUGAAUCGGACAGCCUGGAGCUCCAGCUGUCUGCAGCAGACAAUGGCCCCCUGCACAUCGAAGAGGCGGACGACAGCCCAGUAACCCUUCACUCUCCAAAACUCAAUGGACUGGAGAAUGGUGACACUUCUGGCUUGAACUCAGAGGCAAAGGACCCGAGCACUCCCCACAAGGAUGUCCCUGCUGAGAAGGAGGUAUCCUCAAACUCAAAAAACACAGUGGUUUAAAGUUUUCAUAAUGAAACAAAAGGACAGAACAGCACAGACGAGACUGAAUUCAACAGCUGCAGGAGAAGGAGGGAAAAGUGAGACAGUCACAACUGACACAUCCACCUGUGGUGCCAUGGCUGAUGAACAGUUGCUGUUAGUUUUCUUAUUUAUCUUUUACUGAAAUCAACUUUGCAUACACUAUUUGGUGUCUUUGGGUAAAGCUUUAUUUUCAUAAACCCACCGGCUGCAUUAUAUUUUAGCAAAUACAUUUUAAAUUGAGGGAUUUAUACAUCAAAUGUUAGCAGAGAUAGAUGCUCUACAUAGGUUUACACUGUUGAAAACAUAGUGAUCACAGAAUGGUGACUGUACACAGACGCAAUAUGUUGCUGUGUCAAAAAGAACAGAAAGACACUCCACUCUGUUAUCACUGACCAGGAGAGGUUUUUCAUCUUUUUGAGUCUUUUAGUCUGUUUUAUUUCUUUUUAUUCAUUUUUGUUUAUCACAUAUAUUAUGUCUGCAAUGUGAGGACAAACUCUGUAAUUCUGAAAAAUAAACACAGCUCAGAUCAUGUUCAUAUAAAAGCUGAAUUUCUAGCUUCUUGAUUUUUUGGUUAUUUAAUGUAUAAAAAAUACAAUUAUUGUCACAAUUUUGUCUCUCUGCCAGUGGAGGUUUAAGAUGAUGGGAGGAAAUGGUGAGUGCUCACUUAGCCUGGAUUUCAGAGCUCAUCUGAUGUGGACAACAUCGCUUGCAUGAAUGCGUUGACUUUGUUAUGAGAAAUGAUCUGGGAAUAGCAUGAUUGAUUAGUCUGUACUGUAGACAUUUCAUUAUGUUUAAGUUUAUAUUUAUUUCUUUUAUCAAAAGAAAACAACAUGAAAUGAGAGCUUCCUGAAAUUUGUUGUGGUCAUCUGACCCCACUGUGUGUCUCACUUCUUGACUCACUUCUUUUAUUUUCAGUCAAAUCAGGACCCAGAAACAGCUUCUAACUUACUGACUGGAUUUCAUUAGUGACCAUUAUAUGUGCAAAAUGAGUGCUUACAUGUAAGAAUGCUUAUCAAGUGCAACCACAUCUACAGAGGAUUUUAAUCUGGCUACUUCAGCUUAAGACCGUGUAGCCAAUGAAAUGUGUGAGCCAACUCCCUCAUGGGAACUGUGUAAUAAUCUGUCACUACUCAGUCCCCUGUAUUUAUGCAUGUGUAUAAUUAAUUUGUUUUUAGGCGAGACACCUAUACUUAUGUAAGACAGAAUCCCAGAUACACCAGCACCUUCUUUGUUACAGGUGAAAUUAUGUCCAGGAUUAGAAACACAAUCAUUUUUAGAAUACAUGCUCUGAUAAAAAUAUUUUCUUUACACCACUUAAUCCAGUGCACCCAAAAUCUGAAACACUACCCCUCCAAAAACCAAACCAAACCAAACCAAACCAAACCAAACCAUGUGAGUAUUUACUGGGUUUCAUAUUCUUGAUAUUAAAGUGUCUUUAAGGUGUCAGACUAUUGCAUAUACUGUACUAUACAAAGACCAUACACUGUCUAUGGUCUAUGUUCUAAC